Molecule: messenger RNA, 2172 nt
Organism: Alnus glutinosa
Lineage: Eukaryota; Viridiplantae; Streptophyta; Magnoliopsida; Fagales; Betulaceae
Product: growth-regulating factor 9
Exons: 4
Coding region: 510-1940 (476 amino acids)
Biological process (GO): DNA-templated transcription; developmental process; regulation of DNA-templated transcription
Cellular component (GO): nucleus
Molecular function (GO): ATP binding
Source: RefSeq, a predicted model, not a curated record
GCGAUCGCCUACCCGCUCCGGCGAUUGGUGCGUGCGAGUCACUCUCGUGUCAGUAAGCUGAGCGUAGCGCGUUCCCGCUUGAACUGGUUCUGAAUUUUUUACUUUAAUUUUUUUUUUUCUCUCGCGCUGCCUGAGGACUGUCGAGGGAGGAGAGCUUUCAGAGAAAAUUAAAAGAAGGCUGAGAUGGUCAGAUACUCUGACACUCUGACACCGCUUUAACCUCACGUUCUCUCUCACACCACAGAGAGACAGGGGUUUGGGUGGUUUUGCUUUUGCCCUUUGAAUCAGUAUGUCAAUGUCUGUCAACACUCGCUGUCACGCCCUCAGUAGUUUCAGCUCUUGCUUUUUGCCUCUUGAAUUCUGCCUUUUUUACAUUGUCUCUAUCUCUCUCUCCCCAACACUACAAAUUGGGGUUCGUUUGCUCUUGAUGCUCAUGUGAAGUGGAAGCUCCACCGCUUCAAACUGUACCUCCUUCUUAUUCUGGGAAAGGAGGACGUGGACCCCAGAGGAUGUCUGACGAGGAGGAAUCGAGCGUGGGGGUUGAAGAGAAGAGGAAGGGUAGGGUGGGGAAGGAAGCACAGCCACCGUGGAUCAAGCUGGGUCUUGGGAUUGGUGCUUACUCUGCUCCUACUGCACAAAACCCCGUGAGUGAGCACGGAAAGCCUGCGUCGUUGACACCAGCUCAGUCGCAUGAGCUUCAAGGACAGGCCCUCAUCUACAAGCAUUUAGAGGCUGGUCUUCCUGUUCCUCUUCACCUCCUCAUUCCCAUUUGGAGGAGCGUGGCUAGCUGUUUCGGCCCUGCUAUUUAUGAGCUUUACCCUAGCUUUAUAGGUUAUUUUAGUCCUCAGGGGUUUGACUAUAGGACCAUGAUGGAUCCCGAACCGGGAAGGUGUAGAAGAACUGAUGGGAAGAAGUGGAGGUGUAGUAAGAAUGUGGUUCCGGACCAGAAAUACUGUGAGCGGCAUAUGCACAGAGGCCGUCAGCGUUCAAGAAAGCCUGUGGAAGCUGUUGAAAUUUCAAUUACUUCAGAUGCAAUGCCAUCUGACAAGUUGAAUGACAAAUUAGGGGAGUUAAACGCGAAUUGUGGCAAUUCAGCUGCUGUAGGACUUCGACUCAUGACCCCAUCUUACAGUAAUAAUGGUUCCAACCAUAACACCUCCACCACCACCAUAUCCAUUAGCAAUACUGGAAGCAAGAAAAAUGCUUGUUAUGACGCUAUUACCACCAGAACCCACAUCCCUGCAAUUGCAGCAACCACGACCGCCCUACCUGCCGCCACAACCAUGAGGAUCACCACUACCCCUACCACUGCUCCCACCCUGCCUGCCACCGCUUCCAUGAGGAUCACCACUACCCCUGCCACUGCACCCACCCUCACGGCCAAUGCCAACAGAAAAAUUGACCAGACUACUGAGAGAAAGGAUAUGAGUGGCAACUCUGUCAGUUACCAUACUACCAUGAAAAGCAGCAACAACAGGGUUAACAACAUAAGUUUUGGUAUAUCUCCUGGACUGGGCUUCUCACCAAAGAGUGUUCUUCAAGUUCAAGGUUGCAACAGUUCAUGCUUUGGAAAUCGAAAUAGCAUUGAACUUGAACCAGGGAGGUGUAGAAGAACAGAUGGGAAGAAGUGGCGGUGUAGCAGGGAUGUUGUUCCUGAUAAGAAGUAUUGCAUGCAACACAUGCACAGAGGUGCCAAAAAGCAUGCGGCGGCCUCCCAAACAAUUCCUGUACCUACUGCUUCCACUGCUGCAAGUCAUAGAGCUUCGCCAUCUUUCUCUUCAAGCAUACCUAACAAAGCAGAUCAUGCAAUCCCGAACACAGAUCUUUCCAUCUCAAUCCAAGCAAGUCCUCCACUGAGACAUAAUGAAAAAAGUACUACCAGCAGUAGCAGUGAUACUACAAUUACGGACACCAGCAUCACUGCCAAUGAAUAUGGUUAGGUUUUUCUGCAUAAGACGCUUAUCUAGAAAGACCAGCCUUCUAAUCUUCUAAGUGCUUUUGUACCAUUGCCAGCUCUUAGAGAGACCAGUUUUGAGGCGUUGUUGCAAACAGAGGAAACAGUAAUGUUAUUUGUGUUGUUUUAAGGGGGAUAUAUAACCACUGAGCUUCAUGUUUUGUAUCUUGUAACUAUCUAGAAGCCUUUUGUUAAAUGAAUGCCUUUUUUUUUAAUCA